Chiloscyllium plagiosum (whitespotted bambooshark) is the source of this 2942-nucleotide messenger RNA. The record is from RefSeq and is a predicted model, not a curated record. NCBI's taxonomy places the organism in Eukaryota, Metazoa, Chordata, Chondrichthyes, Orectolobiformes, Hemiscylliidae.
UGAGAGAGAGAGAGGAGGGGGGGAGAAGGAAAUCCCACCAAAACAAACUUUGGGAGUUUGGCGGAGUGUAUUUUUGUCUGAGUGUAUUGUCCGUCCCUCUAGUCCCCCGGGGCCGGGAGAGAUGGGCAGGGGAGCCGGGCCGGGUUUGGUUGCGAAGUGAUUGCGGUCGGUUGAGUCCCGGGGGUAGGUAGGGAGGUGGGGAGGGAGAGCCCUCGGGGCCGGGAAGCGAACCCCCGGGAGCCGGCGGCUGGUCGCUCGCUCUGGAGCCGGGAUCACGAUGCGCAGGAAGGGGAGGCCGAGAGGAGAGGAGAGGCUCCCGCUGCCGGCGCUGAGCCACUGACCAGGGGAGGGCCUGGGCGACCUCCUCAUACUGUCCCCCUCCUCCCCAAAGCGCUCCCCCUUCCCUCCCGGUGCACCUCCUCCCUCCAGACCCCCAGCUUUUUUGACUCUAUUUCCUUUUCACAAACUCUUUUCCCGAUCCCUUUCUCCCCGGUGAAGGAGGGGAGGGAGGGAGGGAGGGGGGUCAUGGCGAUGGCCUCCAGCGACUGGGGAGAAUCCCGGGACGAACCCAAACUGUACCCCCACAACGGGGGCGGGGGCGGCGAGGAAUCCUCCGAGAGCCCGGCUCCAUCCUCCUCACAGACCGGGGGCAGUGAGCCGGAGCUGGGGGACCAGGCGGUCCAGGUGGACUGUGUGGUGUGCGGGGACCGAGCCAGCGGCAAACACUACGGCCAGUUCACCUGCGAGGGAUGCAAGAGCUUCUUCAAGAGGAGUAUCCGGAGGAACCUCUCCUACACCUGCAGGUCAAACCGGGACUGUCAGAUUGACCAGCACCACAGGAACCAGUGCCAGUACUGCCGCCUCCGAAAGUGCUUCAAAGUGGGCAUGAAGCGAGAAGCAGUCCAACGAGGCAGGAUUCCACCAGCGCAGGCCAGCCCCGGGGAGCUCUCGCUGUCUGGGGGAGACCACCUGAAUGGAGGCAAUAUCUCGGGACUUAUCUCCCUGCUGCUGAGAGCAGAGCCGUACCCCACAUCUCGCUUCAGUACCCAGUGCAGCCAGUACAACCUCAUGAGCAUUGACAACAUCUGUGAGCUGGCAGCCAGGCUGCUGUUCAGCGCCGUGGAGUGGGCCAGGAACGUCCCGUUCUUCCAUGAGCUACAGAUCUCCGACCAGGUGGCACUGCUGCGGCUGAGCUGGAGUGAGCUGUUUGUGCUGAAUGCCGCCCAGUCGUCCCUUCCUCUUCACAUGGCUCCCCUCCUGGCAGCCGCUGGCCUCCACUCCACGCAGAUGUCUGCGGAUCGAGUGGUUAGCUUCAUGGACCAGAUCCGAAUCUUCCAGGACCAGGUGGAAAAGCUCAAGGUUUUGCAGGUCGACUCUGCCGAGUACAGUUGCCUGAAGGCCAUUGCCCUGUACACGCCAGGUGGUUUCAGCUCCCUGAAUUGUUGGUCCAGGAACAUAGUCCCCGUUAUUUCAUCUCUUUCAACGCCUCUGGUCUCUCCGAACCUGCACACAUUGAGAGCUUGCAGGAGAAGGUUCAGGAGUCACUGGCUGAGUAUGUACGAUGUCAGUACCCUCCGCAGCCCCAGCGCUUUGGUAAGCUGCUCUUACGACUCCCGGCAUUACGGGCAGUGCCGGCCUCCCUCAUUGGACAACUCUUCUUUAUGAGGCUGGUGGGCAAGACACCCAUCGAGACCCUAAUCAGAGACAUGCUCCUGUCUGGAGGUUCCUUCAACUGGCCUUACAUGCCAACUCAAUGACGAGCCUGAUUCCUAACGGGUUCCAACUAGACUGUUACUGGGCACUGCCAAGUAUGCCAUCUAGCAUACGUGAGAUUAAACUGGAUCAAUUGACUUCAGGCACUAACUAGAUCCUGGGAUGCAGUAUUUAAAUGAGUACUUUGCUUUUUUUUGUUUGCGAAAAGACAUUACGCCAAAAUGUGAUAAUGUUUCAUGGAAUAGCCGCUGUUCCUGGAUGAUGCGAUGUUACAGGCAGAGAUGCUUGUGAAUUGUAUGCCCCCUCCCCCGUCCGCCACACACCCACACCAACCCCAGGUUGGGAUGAGGGAAAUAUUCAGCCUGAUGACUGUCCUCUGGCUUCAGGAGAAGGUAUCCAGGCCCAAUUGAGUGUAGGAUUGACCCCAGCGCUGUCUACCCAAUUUACCGUCUUCCUUCACUCAUGAGGAUUGGCUGAGUGGACAGAGGUCCCUGGAGGCUCCUGAUCCAAAAUGAGAGAACCCACUGGGAAGGUAGAGGCAUCAGAUUUCAUGCAGCGAUUUGAUUUAACAAAUGGGCAAGCCUCACCUUCAGUGGAAUCACAUAAUUAAGAAGUUUUGGCUGCAUGAUAAAGAAGUGGGCAGUGUUUGGUUGUGCACAUGUUUGGUGACGUUUGAGAGCAGUGUUGGAAGGGGACUAGAUUACUCAGUCUUUAAUUCAUAACGCAGUCCAAGGUGGAGAAUGUCACAUUGUCACACCCCUCCUCAUUGUCCCAACAUGCUCUGCCCCUGCCAACCUUGAGGAGCACUUCACAAUUCCCACGUACGGGAGGUUUUCACACCCAGACAUUAGAAGAAGGAAACAAAGGAUUGAGAUUGCAGCAUUGUUUAAAAAGCAAUUGGAGAAGUAUUUCAAAAUGAAAGCGAUGCUAAGGAAAAAGCAAUGAAAUAGAAUCACAUUAAGACCCCAUACUAGCCAAUUGAGGUGGGAAGGAUGCCUAUUUUUCCUGUGCUGUAAUAUUUCAGAAUUCUGGUCAAAUUGCUUGCAUCUCCUAUAGCUCACAUCCUCCUGGAGCUCCUUUCAGAGUCACCUUUCAAAAUCUAGUCCUGAUAUUGAACAAUAGCAUCAUAUUCAUUGUGAGUGUAUCCUUUAACUGUACCUUCUAGUUUGUGUGACAUAGCCUCCUGAUUUAAUUGACUGUCUUGUUGCAAUAAAAUAUUUUGAAUCUUU